This is a messenger RNA of Perca flavescens (yellow perch), 3831 nucleotides long. RefSeq names its product microtubule associated protein 4 like (gene map4l). Gene Ontology annotation, cellular component: neuron projection. The record is from RefSeq and is a predicted model, not a curated record. The transcript has 15 exons. Gene Ontology annotation, biological process: neuron projection development; microtubule cytoskeleton organization. Gene Ontology annotation, molecular function: microtubule binding. The coding region runs from base 134 to 2071 and encodes 645 amino acids. NCBI's taxonomy places the organism in Eukaryota, Metazoa, Chordata, Actinopteri, Perciformes, Percidae.
UCUGCUCUGCAAGCAGCGAAAGGUGGAGAGAUUUUCCCCCUCUCACACUCUUGACUGUCACACACACAUAUACACACACACACACACACGCGACCUUUGACUGAAACGGGACGCAUCGAAACGUAACAGGACUAUGGACCUGAGCCUGCGAGAUGCUCUGGGUGGGGGUGGAGGUGGGGUCCCGGGUGGGGCCCCUGCUGAGGCCCUGCUGAAGAGAGACUUUGUGGCCUCACUAGAGAAAGAGAGCUAUGAUGACAAGGUGGGAGAGACAGUCUCCAAGAGCGACUACCGGCCCUUACUGGAUGGAAAGGACACCAAGAGCGGUCCAGGAAUGAUGUCAUCAGGGGGACGCCAAGACCCACCAGGACAGUCUGCCUUCAGCUCUGACUACCUGUCCGGUCCUAUGAUGGGUGGGAGGACAGAUCAAUGGAGCAAGACAAAGGAUAAAAGCACGCCUGACUCAUUUCUAGGCUUUUCUCAGUCUGGGAUGAGAGGGACCACGGGGUCCAGCCUGCCACCGUUCCAGACCAGUAUGAGCUCCACUGUCGGCCAGACUGGGAUGGGUUCAGCCAUGGACACCCAGAAGAGUUCGGGCGUAUUUGGUGCAGAAAACAAAACCACCAGUAACACCAGUGGAAGCAAUCUGUUUUCUUCUGGUGGCCCAGGAAUCCACUCUAUGGAUCACUCUGCAGUGAAAUCUGACAACAAGGACAAGCAGGAGAAGACAGACAAGUUUGACGCCUUUGACAAGAAAGAGAAAGACGAUCAGCAGAAGAAGGACACUGGCCCGGACAAGAACCAGAAGUCUGAGAAGAUCCUCAAAGACGAGGAGAAGAUGGAGAAGAUGAACGCGGAGAAAAACAACAAGGCCAACGAGAAGGCAGAGAAGGUGGACAAGCCGGAGAAGACCAACAAAGACGAGAAGAAGGAAGAGGAGAAGAAGCUGGCCGAGAAGGGAGGGAAAGGGACAGCCAAGUCUCCAACAGGCAACAGCAGCAAGACCCUGCCCAGCCCUGACAGCAAGAGCAAGCCUGACGUGGGUUCAUCUAAACCAAACUCAGCUAAAUCCCGCCCAUCCACCCUCUCCACCAAUGGCGAGGCCAAACGCCCUUCCCCCACCACAGCCUCAGCCAAUAAAAAAAGCCCUGUACCCAAGGCGACCACACCCACCGCCGCUAAGCGGCCGCCAAACGCAGCUGGCUCCGCUAAGGCUGCCAAGACUCCAGAAAAUGAGAAACGCCCACCUGUGCCAAAGGCCACGCCCACACCCCGUGCGACUGCCAGUAAGAAUGGCUCCUCUGCGACUGCUGCAAGUAACCCUGCUGCGAGCAAGAAUGACAAGACUGAGAACAAGACAGGCGAGGCCAAGAAACCCAAGACUACAGCCCGUCCUCGCCAAGCCUCCACCACCACUCCUGCUGCCUCCACUAACGGCGAAACCUCUCACCGCCGCCGUGUCAUCACUAAACCCCCCGUGCCCAAGCAGACCCCAAUGGAGAAGAAGCCGGCGGUGCCGCGUGCUCCUCGAACCCCCCGGCCCAUCAACGCUCCAACACCUGACCUGAAGAACGUCCGCUCCAAGAUCGGAUCCAUUGACAACAUCAAGUACCAGCCUGGCGGAGGAAAGGUCUCCUCCACCCCGAACAACAAGGCGUCGGACCCCUCCACCCCUGCCACCAAGGCCAGAUUCCAGAUCAUGCAUAAGAAGGUUGAUCUGAGCAAGGUGACGUCCAAAUGUGGCUCAAAGGACAACAUCAAAUAUAAGCCAGGUGGAGGUGAUGUGAAGAUUGAGACCCAUAAGCAAAACAUUAAGACUAAGUCUAAGAUUGGAUCCAUGGACAACGUGGGGCCGGGCAACGGACAGACCAAUGGACACAAGGAGGAGAAAACGGAGAAGACAUCUUCACCCCCGAGUGGCGCUCCGACAACUGGAUCAGCAGGUGUUGCUAAGGCAACAGCACCAGGAGGUGUUGCUAAGGAGAAUGGGGUGAAGGAGCCCACACCUACUCCUUUCGGGGGAGACGGACUGAGGGAGCAUAGCAUAGACAAACGCAUCACUGAGACAAAUUGAGUCCCAGUGACCUGUAGAUUUUGGUGGGACACGCAUGGCACUCGCCGACCUGCCAAUCAACCGAACAACCAACCUACCACGGCGCAGUCACCUCCCUUUGGCCCCGCCCUUCAUCUCGCCCCACCGCAGCACCGAAUCGACCGAUCGCCUCUCAGUGUUUCUCUGGGGUCUGCCUGCCGGCUUCCUGCUACCAACCCUGACCUUUAACCUCUCAACGGUUAAACCUUUGGCCCUGCCUACCACAGAGAACAGCACCUGCUGUUUGUCUGUGUUUCUGUGUGCGGAGUUCCACCAGCUUCUCGACUGAUAAAAUUCCCUUGUAAACACUAAUUUAGAGGACUUCAACCUCAAACCCCAAAUUGAACAACUCCAACGCAAUAAACCCUCUAUUGUAGUCAAUGCUGUAUGGAAGUUUACUGAGCAUAGCCAGUUUUUUAAUAUUUUACACAUAUAAGUGUAAUUAGUUUUAACACGUGUUCUUAUAGUGCAAACACCCUGCCUCAGAGCUUAGUCUAAUCUAUGGUCCCUCCUACAGGCCUUCACAAUUCAAAACCACUCAAAUCUUGCUAGCAGGCCUAUGCUAAUGCUACUAUUUUCCCCACCUCCAUUCCCAGUCCUUGUCCACCCAGCCCCAGACCACACUAACCAGCCGAGAGCCUGCUGCCAGUCAGCAGCAGGGCAAAGUCUGCUUUAAAUCAACACGUUCCAGCCUCCCAGCCAGCCAGCAAUUAUUUCCGUAUCUCCAGCACUGCACGUUGUCACGUUAUAGGUACUUCUACAGCUCACUCAUCAAACAUUAUCUCCCAUUACAUCUCUCGGUAUCGUUGCACCAGUUUGUCUCACCCAAAUGUAUUACAAUAAUGCUUCUUUAUCUCUGGACUUUAUCAUGAUGCUCACCAUUAGCAGUGAUCGGUGCAGAGGACAGGGGCUUACCUAGAGGAGAGAGGAUGCAUUUGGAGACGUUUGGAAAUAGAUCUAAAGAAUGGAAAUAGAUCUAAAGAUAAUGUUCAGAGUCAGUGCUGAAGCGUUUAGGAUGUCAGGCAGUUCCUGUGUUAAGAAAAGAUGCAUUCAUCAACAGUACAGGCUAUAACAAAGCAGAUGACUUUUACCACAAUUAGAAACAUCACUUAAUGAUGUGAUGAGUGCAUGAUAGAAAGGUAGGCGUAAAGUGAUGGCGGAGCUCUGUGGCUUCUCUGGGUAGCCUUGCCUCAAAAAGGAUUUGGCACUGAGCACUGAACAGGUAUUUGAUCGUGAAGCCAAAUAAGAUCACAGUAUUGAACCUUGAAGAGUGAUUACAAAUUCAAGCUAAAGGAGUGAUCUUGAACAGAAGUAUUUUUUAACCCUUUAUGAUAAGUGAAGUUAAACUUUUAGCUGCUGCACCUUUUUAGGCGUUAAUGCACAGUACACUGUAUGUAGCACUUCUCUAAUUGUGGACAGUGUGAACAACCAUGUCACAGGCUGCUGGGUAAAGACCCGGUCACGCCAGCACUUGAAAUGGCGAGAUUUUAUGGCAAAAAAAACAAAUUACUACAAUGGAAUUGAUAGGAUAAGUGAUCUUGCUCAUGCGGUGAAAGUGAAACCGUGCAAAAUAUUCACAUCAUUGUAUUUGUUGACCCCCACUAGAUGGUGGUCUUUGUUUGAAGAAAAAGGCUCAAGGAAUGGUAAUUCUGUGCGCUUUCAACCCUUCGUUGAACAGAGAGCGCCAUCUAGUGGGCUCAGAAAAUAGAGAAAAUGGUCCAUGAAGCUAGCCAUCACUAGUA